This is a messenger RNA of Thunnus maccoyii (southern bluefin tuna), 414 nucleotides long. It is a transcript of the gene zwi, whose product is annotated as zwilling. Lineage: Eukaryota; Metazoa; Chordata; Actinopteri; Scombriformes; Scombridae. The transcript has a single exon. The coding region runs from base 1 to 249 and encodes 82 amino acids. The record is from RefSeq and is a predicted model, not a curated record.
AUGGGCAACACUAGCAUCACCGAGGGCAAGACUGCCCUGGCAGUGGGAAGCACCUCCAUAGCCAGGGGGAAAACUACCGUUUCCUUGGGAAACUCCUCCAUCUUCAGGGGAGUGACCACCACCUCCAUGGGAGAUUCCACCAUCCAAAGGCAAAAGACGACUGUGGCUCUGGGACGGGCCAGCUUCAGCCGGGGAACCACAACCACUUCCUUCCGCAAAGCAUUGAUGUCCAAGCGCAGGAACACCUAGAUGGAAAGGACCCCAGAAGCCGCGGCUAAGACACCCAAAGCAGCCAAGCAGUCCAAAAAAGACUCUAACAAUGAGUGGAAAACCACAUUCUCGUCAAGCAAGACCUCCUUUACCAAAGGCAGGGUUUCGAUCCUGAGGACUAAGUACGCCAUCUCCUGGGGUAAA